Messenger RNA from Syngnathoides biaculeatus (alligator pipefish), 4728 nucleotides. Its product is annotated as ephrin type-B receptor 1-like. Gene Ontology annotation, biological process: cell surface receptor protein tyrosine kinase signaling pathway; axon guidance; protein phosphorylation. The transcript is spliced from 20 exons. The record is from RefSeq and is a predicted model, not a curated record. The coding region runs from base 131 to 3217 and encodes 1028 amino acids. NCBI's taxonomy places the organism in Eukaryota, Metazoa, Chordata, Actinopteri, Syngnathiformes, Syngnathidae. Gene Ontology annotation, molecular function: transmembrane-ephrin receptor activity; ATP binding; protein binding. Gene Ontology annotation, cellular component: neuron projection; plasma membrane.
CAGCCUUGUCACCAGCGGUGAGCCGCGUGCGCCUGUUUGCGCUUCAGUGGACGUCCAGUGCAGUGCUGCCGCUUCCUUCUGUCAUGAUGGAGGAGAUGUGAGCCAGUGGGAUUUGGUUGGAGCCAGCCGGAUGAUGGUAGACGACAGCCACAUGCCGAGUGUGUCCAUGCUGGCCACUUUGACUGCCUUUCUUCUGUGUGUUAUCCAUUCAGUGUGUGCAGAGGAAGAUACUGUGAUGGAUACAAGGACAGCAACGGCUGAGCUGGGCUGGAUAUCAUUCCCUGCCAAUGGCUGGGAGGAGGUGAGUGGUUACGAUGAGAACCUGAACACCAUCAGGACGUAUCAAGUCUGUAAUGUGUUCGAGCCCAGCCAGAACAACUGGCUCCUCACAACAUACGUUGACAGACGGGCAGCGCUGCGCAUCUAUGUGGAAAUCCGCUUCACUGUACGAGACUGCGCCUCGAUCCCCAGUGUCCUUGGUUCCUGCAAAGAGACCUUCAACCUUUACUACCUUGAAACAGACAGGGCCGUGUCAGAGGGCAUCAGAGGGGUUGACUACUGGGCAAAUGCCCCCUUCCUUAAGGUGGAUACCAUUGCAGCAGAUGAGAGUUUCUCCCAAGUUGAUUUUGGCGGAAGGUUGAUGAAGGUCAACACAGAGGUUCGAAGUUUUGGCCCACUCUCCAAAGGAAAAGGGUUCCAUCUCGCUUUCCAGGAUCUGGGAGCCUGCAUGUCUCUUCUUGCUGUCAGGGUUUUCUACAAAAAAUGUCCCAGCGUAGUUCAAAACUUUGCCUACUUCCCAGAGACACUUACCGGAGCAGAAUCCACAUCACUUGUCAUUGCCAGAGGAAGUUGUAUCCCCAAUGCGGAGGAAAUAGAUGUGCCCAUAAAGCUUUAUUGUAAUGGUGAUGGAGAGUGGAUGGUACCCAUAGGCAGCUGCAGCUGUAAGGCGGGUUAUGAACCAGACAGUGACAACUUGUGCAGAGCUUGUCCACAGGGCACCUUUAAAUCAUCCCAGGGGCCUGGAUUAUGUCAGCAAUGUCCACUUAACAGUCGGUCCACCAUUGAGGCUGCUUCCCUUUGUGGCUGUCGGAAUGGUUACUAUCGUGGUGACAUGGACAAACCACAGGACUUGUGCACCAGCGUCCCUUCGGGUCCUCGUAACUUGGUCUCGGUGGUUAACCAGACAUCAGUGCAACUGGAGUGGAAUCCACCUCGUGACAUCGGGCACCGUGAAGACUUGUCUUACAACGUGUUGUGCCACCGAUGUCACAGCAGUGAGCGGCGGCUAUGUCAGCCAUGUGACGACAGCGUGGGCUAUGAUCCAGGCCGGAGGGGCUUAAAAGUAACUAAGGUGGAAAUCAGCAAGCUGCGGGCCCACACGUCAUACACUUUUGACAUACAGGCAGUCAACGGUGUCUCCAACAAAAGCCCCUAUCCCGCCCAGCAGGUGUCAAUCAACAUUACAACCAAUCAAGCUGCUCCUUCCAUAGUUCCCAUCAUGCACCAAGUGAGCUCCACAAGCCGCAGUUUCUCAUUGUCGUGGCCACCCCCUGAACAUCCCAACGGAAUCAUCCUCGACUAUGAAAUACGAUACUAUGAUCAGUCUCAGCAUUCAGUGUCGAACAGUUCAGUGGUUCAGAGCAAGAGUCCCAGUAUUAUUCUGGAGGGUCUGAGGCCCGGCACCGGGUAUGUGGUUCAGGUGAGGGCCCACACUGUGGCUGGCUACGGAGCUUACAGCAAAGAGAUGCUCUUCCAAACACUCACUGAUGAUGAGUUCAAGUCAGAGCUAGGACAGCAGCUCUCCUUGAUUGCAGGCUCCUUAGUUGGUGGAGUGUGUAUUGUCUCUCUGGUAGCGAUCGCCAUCAUUUGUACCAGGAGAAGGCAAUUGAAAGAGAGUGCGUACGGUGACAAGUUGCAGCAAUACAAUGCAGGGGGAGAGGUGACGCUGAGAACUGACAUGUUUAGUGGUCCUACCCCCACGGUGACCUUCCCCAGCCUGUCUGAUGGUCACAGUUCGCCAGGGGUCAAGAUAUACAUCGACCCUUUCACCUACGAAGACCCCAAUGAGGCUGUCCGAGAAUUUGCCAAGGAAAUUGACUCCUCAUGUGUCAAGAUAGAAGAAGUCAUUGGCUCAGGUGAGUUUGGAGAGGUGUACAAAGGCCGCCUGAAGCCACUGGGGAAAAGAGAAAUUCCUGUUGCCAUCAAGACUCUGAAGGUGGGCUACUCUGAGAGGCAGCGGAGAGACUUUCUGUCUGAGGCCUCAAUCAUGGGCCAAUUCGAUCAACCAAACAUCAUUAGGCUGGAGGGUGUGGUGACCAAGAGCAGACCCACAAUGAUCAUCACCGAAUUCAUGGAGAAUGGAGCUCUCGACUCAUUUCUCAGGCAAAAUGACGGGCAGUUUCCAGUGAUCCAACUGGUUGGUAUGCUGAGAGGCAUAGCAUCUGGAAUGAGGUACCUGGCAGAGAUGAGUUACGUUCACAGAGACCUGGCUGCUCGGAACAUUCUGGUUAACAGUAACUUGGUGUGUAAAGUGUCUGACUUUGGCUUGUCUCGUUAUCUGGAGGAGGAUACUUCUGAUCCUACAUACACCAGCUCACUGGGUGGUAAGAUCCCAGUGCGGUGGACAGCCCCAGAGGCUAUUGCCUAUAGGAAGUUCACAUCAGCCUCAGAUGUUUGGAGUUAUGGGAUCGUCACCUGGGAGGUGAUGUCAUACGGCGAAAGGCCUUACUGGGAUAUGAGUAACCAAGAUGUGAUCAAUGCCAUUGAGCAAGACUUCCGUCUGCCAGCUCCCAUGGACUGCCCAACAGUUCUACACCAGCUGAUGCUGGACUGCUGGCAAAAAGAUAGGAACGCUCGUCCAAAGUUCCCCGAUGUUGUCAACAUGUUGGACAAGAUGAUACGCAACCCUGCAUCACUGAAAGCUGGCACAAAUAAUGUUACGCCAGGUCCUUCCCAUCAUCCUUUGCUAGAUCGCGGCGCUCCAGAUCUGAGCCAGUUGACCUCUGUGGAGGACUGGCUGGCUGCACUUAAGAUGACCCAGUACAGAGACUCAUUCCUGGGAUCAGGCUUCACCUCCUUGCCACUCGUCACUCAAAUCACUGCCAAAGACCUCCAGAGGAUUGGAGUAUCUCUAGCCGGACACCAGAAGAAAAUCCUGACAAGUGUUCAGUCAAUCAGGCACCACCUCGAUGACCAGUCUCCUACUGAAUCUGUUUAGUUGAUACAUUCAUAUUGGUUGCUUUUGCUCUGCUUUUACACACACAUACACACACACACACACACACACACACAUACACACACACACACACGCACGCACACACACACACACACGCACGAGAGUCCACGCCAUCCUUUUCAUCCUCUUUUUAGAUUCCAAAAUCAAUCUCAACCGAAUGCCUUGUGGAAGUUACCAAAUGCACAUUUGCAAGAGCCAAUGCAAGGUCAGCAUGCUCUUUAAGUGGUGAAAAAGUGACAGGUAUCUGUUCUUUACAAAAUCUAAUCUGCUCUGACCUGAAUGGACUACAAUCACAAAAGCCCAUUUCUAUCACAAAAGCCCAUUUGUAUCCAUCCAUUCAUCUAUCCAUCCAUCCAUCCAUCCAUCCAUCCAUUCAGAAGGCAGUCUGAACCAACUUCCCAGUUUGACUCAAGGACAGUCCGGUCUGAUGCUUUACCUUAAGCAGCCAUCAUAUGAACAAACUGGGAAAAGAGAAUGAUGAAAAUUGUCUAAAAAGCCCAGUAAGUGGUUCUUGUGUAAAAAUAUAUACAAUAUAUUGUAAAGAAAAGACUCUCAACUCCCACAACUUGAUUACACGAGAACCCAUGGUUAAGCGAGACUGUGAAAAAUUUAUCUUCAUAUUGAAGAGUCUGUGCAUAUUAUCAUAUGGGGUGUUUCUUUCCUAUUUGCUAAUUUGUUUGAUGACUGUGAUUGUUAUGCGUAUUCUUCACGAUAAGCUUCUUUCACUUUUUGUUGAAUGUGCAGUGUUGUGCAUGAACAAACAGGUUUCACAUUUUUCUUGGUAUCCAUUCAGUAAUCCAAUGAGUAGAUCACCUCUUCCAUGCAGAGGGUUUUGCAAUGCUUGGUCUACUUAGAUAUUGAAAGUUGAGUAUACUUGGGAUAGUUGUUGAAAAUCAGCACAAAUACUCUCUGUAACCCACUGUGAAAAAGUUAAAAGUAAAAAGCAAUACAACAAUAUGACAGGAAGCAAGACCACAACAUCAACAGGCGUCAACCGAGAUGUUCCUCAAACAGAAGUGGGUUGGAAAAAGACUUACGAGACAAUCUUGUGAUUGAGUUGCAAAAGCCUACAUAGACAGGAGGUCAACCAUUGUUUCCUCUGCUCAACAGAUUGAAAGUCACAUUCACAAAUCUAAUUUAUUUCAUACUUGUAUGGAUGGCAUCGAAAGGGUGGUGAGACUAGACAGGAGGAAACCUUUGCAUCUGCUGUUUUUUUACUCAUAGGUCACCCGAUGGAACACCGUCGAUGGCUCAGUUGUCACAGUCAUGAUGAUUAUACAGUAAUGAGCACAUCAUAUAAGGUGAUCUGUACUGUACUGUACUUUUAUUUUGGAACGCAACCAGCGAUAGGUAAACCUAAAACAAUACCCAAAUUCUAUCAUGUUACGUCCAACCAAGACAAUUGUGUUCUUCCAGCUGUCAACAUGGCCCUUUUCUAGUCGAGUUGCCUUUACGCCAACGCACAAAGCAAGCAUUCUGUAGUCGGAUUAUUU